Molecule: messenger RNA, 1911 nt
Organism: Sordaria macrospora k-hell
Lineage: Eukaryota; Fungi; Ascomycota; Sordariomycetes; Sordariales; Sordariaceae
Biological process (GO): transmembrane transport
Cellular component (GO): plasma membrane
Molecular function (GO): transmembrane transporter activity
Source: RefSeq, a predicted model, not a curated record
AUGUCGCCGUCGGAUCCGAAACCGGUUGAUGCUGCUGCAACCGAGAAGCAGCAGGAACAGAUGCAUGAACCACCACAGCCACCACUUGCGCCGUCGAUUUCCGAGAAACAGGAUGAGCGCCUCGACACCAACAGGCCGGAGCACUUGGGCCAUCUCGACGACCCUGAAGAUCACUCGCCGAUGUCGCGCAGCCACACCAACAGCCAUAUGAAUACCACUUCCAGCAGCGAUGACGAAUAUGACACCGAGAAGGACAGCGACGAAGAUAACGACGACUAUGACGGCCACCGCAUCACCAGCCGAGACAUCCGCCUGACACGCAGUCGCACUAACAGAAGCAUCAGACCCAGCACCAAGGAAGGACCAGAGUGCGCCAACACUACUGGCAGACUUGACCUUGCAAAGACAGUUUCUCGUCGUGACACCGUCCUCUCGCGCCUGCGAUCUCGUCCUACCGCCCGUCAAGAGUUCACCCACCCGCUAGCGCACACCCCGACUGGGAAGGAUGUCAUCGUCGACUUUGAUGGCCCCGACGACCCCUACCGGCCCAUGAACUGGCCCAUGAAGAAGAAGGUCAUUACCACGCUACUUUACGGCUUGAUCACCAUGAGUGCCAGCUGGGCUUCCUCCAGUUACUCGGCCGGUACUGCACUGGUGUCAAAAGAGUUCCAUGUUGGCCACCAAGUAGCGGUCCUGGGCACUUCCAUCUUCUUGGUUGGUUUUGGUAUCGGCCCCCUUCUGUGGGCGCCGUUGAGUGAGGUUUUCGGGAGGAGAGUGGCCGUCUUCGUGCCCAUGUUCUUUGCCAUUUGCUUCAGCUUCGGUAGUGCUACUGCGAAGGACUAUCAGACUUUAAUGAUCACUCGCUUUUUCGGUGCCUUCUUUGCUUCGGCCCCUGUGACCAACACCGGUGGUGUGCUGGGAGACUUGUUCUCGCCUGCGGAAAGAGGUAUCGCUAUGGCGGGAUAUGCCAUGGCAGUUGUUGGCGGCCCAGCUAUCGGCCCCGUUGUCUCAGCGGCAGUUGCCAUUCAACCCAGUCUUGGCUGGCGCUGGACACUCUACCUCACUGGCAUUCUCCAAGCCUUCGUUCUCGUCCUCGGCAUGAUCUUCAUUGACGAAUCCUACCCUCCGCGCCUGCUCGUCAACAAGGCGCAGCGUCUGCGCAUGGAAACCGGCAAUUGGGCGCUCCACGCUAAGUUUGAGGAAUGGGAUGUCAGCUUCUCCGAGCUCGCCCAAAAGUUCUUGUUCCGCCCUGUCCAGCUCCUCUGCACGCCCAUCUGCUUCCUCGUCGCCCUCUACGCUAGCUUCUGCUACGGUAUCCUGUACAUGCAGUUGGGCGCAAUCCCCAUCAUCUUCGGCGAGGUGCGCGGUUGGAAGCAGCUUGUUGCUACUCUGCCGUUCUUGUGCAUCUUCCUUGGUGCCAUGAUCGGUUGCGGCGCGAACGUCUAUAACCAGUUCCUGUACAACAAGGCUUACCGCGCCGCUGGCAAUCGCGCCGUUCCUGAGCGCCGUCUACCGCCUAUGAUGGUUGGCUCCGUCAUAUUUUCAGGUGGACAGUUCAUGCUCGGUUGGACUGCGCCGAAGGACAUCCACUGGAUCGUGCCCUGUAUCGGUCUGGUUUGUCUUGGAUCGGGAUUCUUCAUGAUCUUCCAGGCGGCGCUGAACUACUUGGUCGACACAUUUACGAGAUAUUCGGCCUCGGCAGUGGCCGCGAACACGUUCCUGCGCUCGUGCUUUGCGUGUGCGUUUCCCUUGGUUGUCGGACCCAUGUUCCACAACAUUGGUGUCGGCCCCGGAUCGUCGAUUACCGGCGGGUUUGCGGCUUUGUUGAUACCUGUUCCGUUUGUGUUUUUCGUCUAUGGAAAGAGGAUUCGGAGGAGGUCGAAGUGGUCGAGACCGAGUGUUUACGACUGA